AUGGCAGCUGUCGAUAUCUUUAAUAGUAUUCCAAAUAAUAGGGACACUGAAGACUUGACAGUAUCAAGAGUAACACCAGCUGUCGAACAAAAUAUCAAUGAACUGAAUCAUUUGGUUCAGAUUAUGUUUAAUAACGCAUCUUCAUCACCUGAUGUAACCUGUAAAUCAAAACUAUCAAAAUCACAGAAUAACAAAUUAAUUGUUUAUAUAAAGAAAUUAGAAAAAUUAAGAGCAAGAAUUGUAAUUUUAAUUGGUAAUUAUUUGGGACACGAGUCUAGAUUAAAUGGAUUGUUGGGUUUACUCGAUCGUAUCGAUGAUGUAUUGAUCACUGUAAAGAUUGUUUCUGGUCAAGAUGAGCAACUAGAUUUUACUGUGCCUGCAGAGGGCGGUGCUGGAGCAACCAACCACCCAAACACACUCGCCCUUCAUGCCCUCCCUCCCCCACCUCCACUCACUCCACGUUCAGCUGCACGUGCUCUCGAUUCCGACAGUGACAGUGAUGGCGGCAGUGGUUUCGUCCCACUUCCACCAUCACAACAAUAUGCAAACGGAAAGAAACCAAUUAAAUUUCAUUUCUUUAAAGGUGACAGAAGAAGAUCAAUUUUUGGAGUUAAUCCAAUGAGUACAGUCACUGCAAGUACUUCUCCUCAUACUACUACUACUACUUCUACAACAACCACAACCUCGAAUACUUCGAGACGUCCUCGUUAUAUUAAAAGAUCACAAAUCGAAAGAUCAGAUAGUGAAGAGGAAGAAUCGGAGGAAUCGGAAGAAGAAUCAGAUGGAGAAUCUGAAGAAGAGUCUGGAUCAGAUCAAGAAUAUAUUCAUGAACAAAGACGUCCACAACACUAUGCUUCAGACGAUGAUGAAGAGAUCCAUCCAAUGUCACUCGAAGAAUCUUUUGAAUUGAGAGGAUUGAAAAAAUUGGUCUUUUCUACACCCGAAACAUCGACCACCUCUACAACUAGUACAACAACAACAACAACAAAUAAUAAUUAUAAUAAUAAUAUUAGAAAUUCAUUGGAACUUUCAAGACCAUCACUCAAAGAGGAAUUGGCGAGAAGAGUACAAGAAAGAAAUAAGCGAUCAUCACAACUUUCUCGUAGUCACGAUGGCAUUGGAACUAGAAAAUGGAUUGUUGGCAAGACUGUCAGAACACAAAACAAAAGUUAUGAUGAUUCUUCCUACUCUGAAGAAGACGAGGAAUCCGAGGAAGAAGAGGAUGAAGAUUCUGACGAGUCUGAUUCAGACGACGAGCCAGCCACAAAGACUGUAGAGAUAUCUAUACCAGUGCCAUUGGACGAGCCUGUUGAAUGCAAGAUUUGCUACUGCGAGUAUGAAAUGUCAAAUGAAGUGUAUGGAUUUGGUUGUGGACAUCAAUAUUGCUGCGAAUGUAUCCGUCAAUACUUGUCGAGCCACAUUAUCGAAGCUCGUGUCCUCGAUCUCAUCUGUCCAUUCCCAGGCUGCAAGACUGAUAUUACCGAAGAAGAGAUUAAGCGUUUUACCGAUGAAAAGACAUUUACCAAGUUUAGAAAGUUCUCAAUGGUUGCUUCGCUCAAGGCUGAGCCAAUCAAAUGGUGUCCAACUCCCGACUGCGACACUUCUGUGCGUGGUGGAUCGGCUUCAAACCCCUGGUUAUCAUGUCCCAAGUGUAAUUCUGAGUUUUGUUUCAACUGUGGCGAGGAAGCACAUCAAGGUUACAAGUGUGGUGACGAAGCCAUGAAGUUUAAGAAUCGUAAACAAGAGUCUGAAGACAACUCAAAGGAGCUCUUUAAGACUUGGGUUGACGGCGGUGGUUUCCUCGUGCAAACCUGCCCCAAGUGCAACUGCUAUAUUGAAAAGAACGACGGUUGUAACCAUCUCACCUGCAUACACUGCCAACACCAAUUCUGCUGGUUGUGCCGAUCCGACUAUCAGCCCGGCCAUUUCCUCGAUCCCAACUUCCCCGAAUGUUACGACAAGCAAUACUACACACCGCUGGUCACCACCACGGCCUCUACCAACAACGACCGUCACCGUCGUCGCCACCGUAGAAGAGCCAAAAAUGUUGCCAUUGGCGUGGCAUGCACUGUUGGUUUACCAGUCAUCUUGGUUGGUGGAGCGGUCUAUGAACCACACAAGAACCAACCACAGGUUCCUUUCAAAGAGGAUACUAAAAUCCCAAAGAAAAGAGAUUGGCUUGACUGUGUAGAAUACUAUUACAAUCGAACUGAAAGACAAUGGUACUAUACAACAUGUCCCUAUCUUCUAAGCAAUGACCUAAUUCUCAGUCCAUGUAGAGUCAUCUUGGGUGACAAAUUUCAAUUAUACCCAAGAUGUUGUGAUGCUAUUAGAUGUUAA
Messenger RNA from Cavenderia fasciculata, 2340 nucleotides. RefSeq lists its product as uncharacterized. The transcript is spliced from 5 exons. The record is from RefSeq and is a predicted model, not a curated record. Gene Ontology annotation, cellular component: cytoplasm; ubiquitin ligase complex. Bases 1 to 2340 code for a protein of 779 amino acids. Gene Ontology annotation, molecular function: ubiquitin protein ligase activity; zinc ion binding; ubiquitin conjugating enzyme binding. NCBI's taxonomy places the organism in Eukaryota, Evosea, Eumycetozoa, Acytosteliales, Cavenderiaceae. Gene Ontology annotation, biological process: positive regulation of proteasomal ubiquitin-dependent protein catabolic process; protein polyubiquitination; ubiquitin-dependent protein catabolic process.